Molecule: messenger RNA, 402 nt
Organism: Dermacentor albipictus
Lineage: Eukaryota; Metazoa; Arthropoda; Arachnida; Ixodida; Ixodidae
Source: RefSeq, a predicted model, not a curated record
AUGAUUGGCUUCCAUGCCGGCAUUUCGUCGCAGGACGCCAUGAAGAUGAUCAAACAUCUAAUCAUCGAUGGCAGUAGCAGAGACAACAGGGCCCUGCCUGGACUCGACCUCGAGAUAGCGUUUGACGACGUUCUCCACGAAUACAUUCUGGCCUCCGUCGCAGCCCUCAAGCUGCGCCCCAAACUAUAUAAACACGUCCGCUCGUUCCUGACGGGGAGGAAAGCGAAGCUGCGGUUUGGCGACUUUGUCUCAGACGAGGUGCUUCUGGGCCCAUGGGGCAGGCCGCAAGGCUCGGUGAUUUCGCCUGCUCUCUUCAACAUCUGCAUGAUCGGCCUCUCGAGGAAUCUGGCCCAAGUUGAAGGUAUCAAACACACCAUCUACGCUGACGACAUCAGGAUUUAG